CUCCCAAACCCCGCGAUUACCCCUCUUCCAUCCCAGACAUCGUGGUAUGCCGUCCCCCUCAUCUCAGUCGCGCUCUCGUGGUCCAAGACCAUAGCCAGCCUGGUCUUCACAGGGGCUCGGUCUUCUCUAGUACCUCCUUGGCCUGCCACCAGCUAUCCUUAAGCCACUUAUCAUAUAAGCCGCCUAGGCAAAGGGCCUUAAUAAACUUCCUCUCCCUCUGGCUUAGAUUUACCCCUAUAAGUAACUUCCCUUCUAGCUUAUUAAGCUAUAUAAGCAGGAGGAUCUUAUAACUAAAGACUACUAGCUUAAUAUAGCUAGUAUUAUCCUUAUAAUCCUAGGCAUCUUUGAUUUCUAUAGCCUUUAUAUAAAAGAUAUUGCCCUUGCCCUUCUUAUCUUAUGUGUCUGCAGGCUUCUUCUAAGCAUCGUUAUGGUGCAGCUGUGAUGCUGUUAGCAGUUGCGAUCAGAAGGGGAAGUCGGAUCGGAUCACUUACUGUGGAUGAUUCAAGCGUGGUAUCUGCAGGGGUCGGCGAAAGACCUUUGAAGUGGGUUGCAGGAAGAAGAUUAGGGCCAGCUGAAGAGCAAGGCUCUCUAGCUAGGUUAUAUGCAGCUAGGUUUAGGCUGUAAUUAAGGCAGCUAAUUAUAAUAAUAUUAACUUAAUAAAGCUUUGCCUAUUAAGGGG
Messenger RNA from Fusarium redolens, 679 nucleotides. RefSeq lists its product as uncharacterized. Lineage: Eukaryota; Fungi; Ascomycota; Sordariomycetes; Hypocreales; Nectriaceae. The transcript is spliced from 5 exons. The record is from RefSeq and is a predicted model, not a curated record. Bases 397 to 624 code for a protein of 75 amino acids.